UGAGCGUGCGUUUCUUUCUCAGUGACAGAAUAUCCGUGCCGAUGUUGUAGUGCUCAAAAUCCAAACAUUAUUUACGUGACACAAAAAGUUCUAUCCAGUGAUCACAAUGGAUGGAUAAUCUAGUGGCGGCUCACUUUAUAUCGGCGGGAGUAUCAUCAAUGGCUUGAGCCAUGUUCCGCACGGCGUCAGCUGAGGGCUCCGGGCCGAGGACGCCGCCCGCCUACGCCCCGCAUCCUCCUUACGUCCCACCUCGCUUCUUUCCGCCUCGAAUCCGCCCGCCGCCACCCCAGUACUGCUUCGAUGCCGCCCGCUUCGCUUGCGACGCUUCCAAACCUAGAUACCUCGAUGUGGAGAGAGAAAGGCUCGUCACAAGAUGGCUGGCUGAAGCCAACGAAGCGCUGGUCCGACGGGACCGACCGCCGAGGUACAAGCCUAGGAGUAGCGAGCGGAGGCCGGACUUCUUGGAGCGUCGGCCGAACGCACCCGAAUGGGCGGACAAUUUCCUUCUCGGGCGACGGAACGGUUCCGCCGAGCCGGAAGACGAAAACAGUGAUGUGAUGACGUUAAAAGAGUUUGUUGAUAAGUUUUCCUUGCCUCGUGUCGUGAGGUUUGAAGGAGAAGAUAGGGCUGUGCUGUUAUAUCGUGUGUUAGAAGCGCAUAGGCGGGUCGAGGCUGUGCCGUUGUCGGGGAAGAAAGGAAAGCUUGUUGGGAAGCCGCUCUACAUCCCUGAUUCCUAUGAUGGCUGGUUUUCGGCGUGUGGGUGUCGUGGCGGGUCUCUCGCGACGGCCCGGGGCUCCAUCGCAGCACUGCUACGGAGUAGGGCCUUCGCUCUCGUGUCGCCACGUGCGAUAUCCGCCUAUAGAGCGAGGCCCACUUCUGAAAGUGGUAGAGUAGGUGCGCAGUACGAAAGAGCAGCCGCAAGACCGGGGACGCCGUUGCGGCUGGCAGGUGUGUUCGCGGACGGCAGCAAAGCGAAAGCGCCGAAGUAUGCCCAGCUCAUCGAUCCGCAAGGAAAUGAGCUCUUCGUGCCUAUCAACACUAAGGGAGAGAUGUACGAGGUUUGUCCGGAAGAGCUAUCGCCUACGGAAUGGGAAGAGACCCCGUCCACUGCCCCCGUGCCCCCUGAGAUAGCGCAGAGAGCUCAUCGCCUACCCCAUCUGUUAAGCCUGUGGAGACUUCCGACUCGAGUCAGGUUGCUGGCCGGCACUGUACCUAUUGAAAUGGCGCAUGAUGUUGGAGACGAUCUACUACUGCGAGCGGCAAUCACAGAGCCAGUAUUGGUUAUGUGUACUCUGCCAGAAUAUAAUUCGUUGCCGUCCAGUCCGAGCAAGCAGGUGGACCCGCGGUACCACGCGAAGGAGACGCUACAACUACUUCCGCUAAAUAGUAAUAUCAAAGUUCGCCGAACACAGCUCGGAUUCGAAAAUGAAAAGAGAAUGUUUCUCUCCGCUCGUCUCCAGAAAGCACUAACCUUCUGUCAAUUGAACGUUGACAACUGGAUCAGGCAGAUCUCGUACGCAAACUCUACUGUCGUAAGCAAAGCAAAAACAGCAGAGGACCUUAUCAAAGAAGACCACGAACCCGUAAAAUUUGAAAAAGAAAAGAAAUUCACCCUACAAGGCUUGAAACUAGAUCCAACCCGGCUGUUCGGUAAAAGUGAUAAAGUAUUAAAAGAAAUCCCUGAUGAAACAGAGGGUUCCAUAAUAUUUUUAAGUAAAAACGAACUCGAGCAUAUGAACUAUGAUGUUUAUAGUGAUGAUGAAGGUAAGGAUGACAAAAGCGAGGAAAAAGCAGAGUCAGAACACUUUGCUAGUGAAAAAAUGCACGUGUUUAGAGAGGACACGGAAAAGAAAAAAGGAAAUUGGUUCAAAAAUUUGAAACUAUUAAAAAGCACAGAAAAGUUAAACGACAAAAUAACAGCUAUCGAAAACGGUGAAAAGUAUAGAGACAUUAAAGACCCGUUUGAUCCUUUGGCCGAAAAACAUAGUUCCAUUGAACGAUAUCAAGAUAUGGCUAAGCUUAUUGAAGAUCGUUUUGGAGCGUUUAGAAAGAAUGAUGGGACAGCUGAAAAGAGUCAUUCCUAUAAAAGUCUUACAACGUCUUCAUCUGAAAUGGGUACAAGCCAAUGUAGUUCCAGUCAUAAAAAACCAGUACUGACUAAAUCAGUGUCGGUUCAGACAGGUAUGCCAGACGGCUCCUUCACAGAAGAGGAAGACAGUGGUAUCAAUAUGAAGCAUGGUCGUAAGAACCUAAGUGUAGAUCAAAUAAAUUACUGUGGUUCUAUGGAAAGUGAUUCAAGUUCUGGAAGAAAAUUAAAAUCUCUAGAUGAAAAUAUGCUAAAGAAAUCAUCAGCAACAAAAUCUUCAACAAACCUUGAGAGACGACAAAGGAUACAACCAGAUUUAAUACCCGAAAAAGCUAUGGUCAAGUCGGAGUCUUAUAAUCAAAUACAAAGCUGUGAAGAAAUCAAUAUGUUUGGAGCUGGCUCACUUUAUAAUGACAAUGACUUCGAAAUUAAUUAUAAGCAACACUCUUUCAUUACGGAAAAAUUGUGUUCAGAAUUUCAUGUAAAGACAAAAAGGGUAUUAAGCAAGUCCACCUCUAAUUUACUACACCCUAAAAAAGCGAGCGACAAAAAAGAAACUAAUAACAGUAACAGUAUGCCAACUAAAACCUCGAACGAAAGUGACAAACUGGUUAACUUUAGAAAAAAAAUUGACAAACCCAGGGCUCCUACGCCCAAAUCUGAUGUAGAAGACUCCGUUCCUGUGGAUAUAUCAGAAGAAGAACCUCAAAUACAAAAGAAGCUAAGACGGUCUAUAUCCUCCAUUCAAAAGCGAAAGUUACCGGUUAUAGAAGAUUUACCGUACGGUCAAGUAGCUGAUGCUGUUCACUUGGAAGAGGAAAAAAUUGAUACAGAUUCAAGCUCUGAUAAUAUAUAUGCUGAAAUUUGUACUCCCAAUGGUAAUAAAACCAGUGAAGAAGAUAAUUAUGACUACAAUGUAGAUGUGCUUGCAACUGAUCCUGUGAUUUGCAAUGUAAAAAAAGAAAUUAUUAAUCGAAACGAUGAAAGAGCAAGGCAGUUGAGUGUUAACCAGAAUCUGGAUAAUCCUUUUAGGCACAUAGAAGUGGUGGUUAUAGAGAAAACAACAGAUUUCGAGUUGGAUAAUUCGAGUGUUGCGUCCAGUGAAUUUGAUGAAACGGGAAGUAAAAAUGAUGUAUCUAUAGCGAUAGAUUCUUGGGAACGCGAUAAAAGUAAGACCUCAGAACCAAAACUACACGCUAUUAGAUUAGAAAUAACUAGCAAUAUGGACGAUUACCCAGUUGAGAAUCAAACAUUAGAAACGACAGAGGUUCACCUUAGUAAAGAUAAUUCUUUAAGUUUUAGCAAUAGUAUCCAUUUGAAUGGUACAUAUCCCAACGAGGCCAUCUAUGAUACUUUAAAAUAGAAUAGUUGUAUUAUAUUAUUGCAAAUUUAGCACACAUAAGAGUCACAAAAUGUAUAGGUAAGUAGACACAUUCUUAGAAUGGUAUUAAAAUGUCGCCUGCACAUCAUUUUAUUAAAAUCUUACUUUUUUAGAAUACCCACAUUCAUAUAAUUAUGAUAAUACGUACGCUCAAACCAGAGGUUGAAAGUAGAAGAAAUUAUUUGAAAUGCGACAUUAUUUUUCCUGAUAGAAUUGGUACAGUAAACUAUUCAGUAUUAUACAAUAAAGGAGGUACCUCGGUAGAAAAAUAGUAAGAAUGUAGGUAAAGCCGGGUACCUAGAUAUUCUAAAAGAAGGCGACGAAAUUAUUUAAGGACGACUAAAGAUUACCUACAAUCUUAUACUUAUAUACAAUAUUUUAGUAAAAAUAUGGAACCAUGUCAUCAAAUAUUGGCACCUGUAAUAUAUUUUAAUAGUAAAUAUCUCAACAUUUAAAAAAUAAUAAACAUAAGAUGCUUCUUUUUAAAAUGCAAGAUCUCCAUUCUAAAGAUGGCCAAAAUCGGUGCUAAUAGGUGCUCAAAUAAAUUGUAAUUUAAUUAUAUUAAGGCCACACUAUGUAGAAAUAUAGCCCUAUAUAAGAGAAGUGAAAACCAAAUCGGUUCCUUGUCAAUUACGUUUAAGAGUUUGAGAGAACUGUGACCAAUUUUCUAUUGGCAUUCAUGAAAAGAUAAUAAAAGUUACACAUGUAAUUCUUAUUUUUUUAUAACAAUCGGGCUCUAUUUCUAAGUAUCACAUAUCACAUGACAAUUAUACUAUUGUAAAUUUUUGUAUUAUAUAGUUUUAAAUACCUAGAUAUAGUGUAAUAUUUUUAACGAUUAAGUCUGAUGCUCUCGAAAACGAAAUGUAAAAAUAUUGUUUCAAAGAGACGCUUUCAAGAUACGAAUAAACGAAUA
Messenger RNA from Pararge aegeria (speckled wood butterfly), 4380 nucleotides. RefSeq lists its product as uncharacterized. The record is from RefSeq and is a predicted model, not a curated record. Bases 171 to 3449 code for a protein of 1092 amino acids. Lineage: Eukaryota; Metazoa; Arthropoda; Insecta; Lepidoptera; Nymphalidae. The transcript is spliced from 6 exons.